Messenger RNA from Sitodiplosis mosellana (orange wheat blossom midge), 2296 nucleotides. Its product is annotated as leukotriene A-4 hydrolase. Bases 317 to 2161 code for a protein of 614 amino acids. Gene Ontology annotation, cellular component: cytosol. Gene Ontology annotation, molecular function: zinc ion binding; aminopeptidase activity; metallopeptidase activity. Gene Ontology annotation, biological process: proteolysis; peptide catabolic process. The transcript is spliced from 8 exons. The record is from RefSeq and is a predicted model, not a curated record. Lineage: Eukaryota; Metazoa; Arthropoda; Insecta; Diptera; Cecidomyiidae.
UUGUGAUACCGGUUUCAAUGGUGCCUACAACAUCAGUAAAGCGGCACACGCAUACAUGCAUAGCACAUUUGUUAUUAUCCGAAAAAAUUCUCCGCGUUCGGCAGAAUGAGCUAAUAAUAUAGACGGCAGUUUAAUAGAUUCUUUCCAUUUGUGCAAACGUUUGGAUACGAUUGGUGACUAAUUAUUGCUCAGUCAUAGUUUGUCGUUGUGUCAACAAUAGUGCGAAUUUUUUUUCUCAAGAAAAUAUCUCUCAACUAGUAGAACAUAUCGACAUUUAGUUUCUUUUCGUUUCAUUUUCUUCGAAACAAUCCCAACAAUGAGCCGAUUUAGCAAAGGUGAUCCAAGCUCCUACUCGGAACCAGAAAACGUUGUCACGCGGCACACGGAUUUGUUCUGGAAUGUUGACUUUGACAAGCAAACCAUCAGCGGUGAAGCAAUCAUACACUUUGAUAUCGUUGCCAAGGAAAUUGAACGUAUUUUGCUCGAUGUCAGCGACUUGACAAUCAGCGAAGUAAAUGUGGUGACGGAAGGUGGAAAGAUUCCGGUAACAUUUACCGUGUCGGAUGAAGUAAAGGAUAUCGGUGCCAAACUGACCAUUGACUUACCGACCAAAACUAGUGGUGAAUUAAAAGUUUCCAUUACAUACGAAACAUCAUCAAAGGCAAGCGGUUUGCAGUGGCUCACCCCAGAAAAUACGUUAGGCAAGAAACAUCCGUACAUGUACAGCCAAUGCCAGGCAAUUCACGCAAGAUCAAUUGUUCCAUGCCAAGAUACUGGCGCUGUCAAGUUCACUUUCAAAGCUGAAGUCACUCAUCCAUCUGAAUUGACCGCUUUGUUGGGUGGUGUUCGCUUGAGUAGCGAGAACGGCAAAACCGUGUACGAACAAACGGUUCCUAUACCAGCCUACCUUCUUGCCAUUGCUGUUGGCGCUAUCGUUUCACGCCCACUCGGAAAAAUCUCCAAAGUGUGGGCAGAAGAAGGUAUUGUCGAUGAAUGUGCCGAAGAAUUCUCAGAAACAUCACAAAUGUUGGCCACGGCCGAAGAAAUUUGCGGUCCAUACGUAUGGAAAAUAUACGAUUUAUUGGUGAUGCCCCCAUCAUUUCCUUACGGUGGCAUGGAAAAUCCAUGCUUGACUAUGAUUACGCCAACACUUUUGGCUGGUGAUAAAUCGUUGGCCACUGUUGUUGCCCAUGAAAUUUCACACAGUUGGACUGGCAAUUUGGUGACAAAUGCCAAUUACGAACAUUUCUGGUUAAACGAAGGAUUCACGAUGUUCUUGGAAGGAAAGAUUGCCGGAAGAAUGUUCGGUAGAGAGGCUCGUGACUUCCAUGCUAUCCAAGGGCUUAGCGAACUGCAAGAUUGUCUUCAAGGUCAAUUGAAGGACACGCCUGAGCUGCAAAAGUUGGUAGUUGACCUAACCGGUUUGAAUCCGGACGAUACAUAUUCUUCGGUGCCGUACAUCAAGGGUCAAAACUUUUUGCGCUACCUCGAGGAUUUGUUCGGUGGGCCAAGCCAAUUCGAGCCAUUCUUCCGUUUCUAUUUGGAAAAGUACAAGUACAAGUCAGUUGUCACCGAUGACUUCAAGAGUACUCUGUACGAGUACUUCAACGGCAAAGCCGAUGAUAAAUUGACGCAAAUCAACUGGGACGAAUGGUUGUACUCGACGGGUCCAUUGAAGAUUGUUCCUAAAUACGAUACGAGCUACAGCGAUGCUGUGCACAAGCAAGUGGAAGUUUGGAACAACAACCCAAUCGAUAAGAUCAAAAAUCACCCGGACAUCGAUACGAAUUUGCAUGUAUGGCAAUUGAUCGGAUUGCUCACUGAGUUGGUACAAAAUCCAAACAAUGUCGAAAUAACCGAAGAAUGGAUCAGUCUAUUGGAAACUACAUAUGGAUUUGUGGGUACACGCAACUCAGCUUUCCUGUUUACAUUGGCACGUUUGUACGUCAAGGGACGAUUGUUCAAUCGCCUGAAUCAAGUGUUCAACUUCUUGAACAGCAACUUCCGUAUGAAGUACGUACGGCCAAUUUAUCGCGAUUUGGAAAAAUGGCCCGAAGCCAAACCGUUGGCCAUCGAAAAUUUCCAGAAGGUUAAAUCACAAAUGAUGAAAUUCUGCGCUCAAUCCGUUGCCAAGGAUCUGGGCAUCACUAUUGAUAUCUAAUUGUUUUGGGCAUCUCCCACAGAUUACAAAAGGUGCAACUAAGUUGCAAAUUGAAGCAAUUUAUAUAAAAACAAAUUGAAUUUAUCACUCCUUCUAAAUAAAUGUUCAACAUUUCUAUUUUUGCAAAAACAAAAA